Stylonychia lemnae is the source of this 4365-nucleotide messenger RNA. NCBI's taxonomy places the organism in Eukaryota, Ciliophora, Spirotrichea, Sporadotrichida, Oxytrichidae. The record is from the annotation of a GenBank genome assembly.
AUGAGUGUUAGAUAAUUAAGAAUGAAUUUCGCUUGUUAAUUCUGCAAAAAUAGCAAAGUAUACUGCCGGUGUGUGGACUGUGAGAUUUUUCUGUGCUCACAGUGCGACUACAUCGAGCAUCAUCAUUUAUCAAAUCAAUUUGACAAAACUGACAAUCCUCUGUAACACAAAAGGAUCAGAAUUUGCGAGGAAUGUGAGGAGUAAGAAUGCGCAACAUAAUGCCUAAGCUGUGAGCAGUUUUUAUGUCACUCUUGCAGCAGCAGACUACACUAGAAAGGAGCUCGCUAGAAACAUAAGCGCCAGCCCAUUCACGGCUCACCAGAUUUCAUUAGACCUUUGAAGUUAAAAAGCGCAAGUUCAAGCCAAGAGCCACCUAUAAAUAAUUCAUCAUCAUAGGAAGGUAGAGAGAGUCAAUCUCCAAGGAAAAAUUCAGCUGACAAUGCUGAAUACUCAAAUGAAAAUAAUCAAAAUUAAAACUAAGGAGAAUUCCUUGGGAAGAAGGGAAAACAUAACGCCUCAUACACUCAAUCAUAAUAGAGGUAAACUUAUUAUGCUAAGAAUUCAAACUAUGAUAACAAGCCCAGAGUCAAUCAGUACUAGCAAUCUGGAAACUAUCCACAAAAUUAAAGUAGGAACACGUAAAAUCCAAGGGGAAGUAAAGGAAGCAGUAGUUACUCUUCAGGAGGUAGUUCAGCUGGAUCACACCAUAAUUCCUAUAACAACUAUGGAAGAGGAUAUUCUGAAAAUUACUAUGGGCAGUACGGGACUGCCAACAGAAAUGUAAAACCUUACAAGAAAUCUUAGGUGGUUGUAGGGGGGCAUAGUGGGUCAAAUAGAGAUCAAAAUAAUUGUUAAUAAAUCUCAGACGUUAUCCCACCUCAAUUUUUCGAAGGAGAUCAGAUAGUCAUCCCAGUAUGGCAGCCAUUUGUGAAGUGUGAGAAGAACUAGAAGGAAAUGUUCGUGAUAUAGAAGGAAUUGUUCUAGUUCGCAGCAAAAGGAGAGCUCUUAAUAGAGAAUAAUUUAUUCAUUGGAAUAUUAGCUGAUAAACUUCAAAUUUAAGAGAGUGAAUGCUAACGACUAAUUGAUUAAGCAGAAGAUCAAGGAAUCAUUCACCAGACAAAGAGAAAUUUCGUCAAGAUUAAAACAUUAAGCUUCCUAAGCCUUUAGCUUGAAAUCAUAACUCAUGAAUGCAUAAGCUGGGUCGUAGCAAGCUUGAAAAGAGAUGAGAUGACACCUACUGAGAAAGCUUUGCAGAAUAGAAUAAAGGAAGCUUUUGCCUUUAAAAUUCCGACCUCCUUGUGGGAAAUUAUUACAGAAUCCCUUGAAACCCCUGAAGUCAAGUAGCAUAAAACUAACACAAAGAUGCUCUAUAUAGAGGUUAGUCAAUCUAAAGGUAAAGCUGGGUACUACGGAAACUCAUACAAUGAAUACUAUAAUGUUUAGAAAGAUGGGUAUUAAGAACAUACUGAUUAUCAGGAUUUUUUCGUAUAUCCAGAUAAGAAAAAUGAUUCCAUACCAUUGUUUAAAGUGAAAGAAAUAGAGGAAGAUCCUUCAAUUGGUUAAAUGACCAAAGCUGUUUACUUAAUUGAUGAGGAGGAAUGGCUAGGUGUUGAUCAAAACAUCGAAGAUGUUGAUUACUAAUUGUAUGACUAGUUAAAAUCUUUCCUUCAAGACUACUUUUGCUCAAAUUAGGAUUAAACUUAUGAUGAGGAAGAACAAAAAUGGUGUUCUUCAAUUGAAAAUGCAUUAACCAGAACCACCACUUCCACGUAAAAUCAGAAUACUACAAAGUACUAUCAUGGUUAAAGCAGUGAGUUAGAUUUCGAUGAAGUAAGAGCAAUUCCAGGAGGAAGAUACGGAUGUGCAUAAUUUGUAAAGAUAUGUGGACCUAUGAAUUUGAGACAAUGCUCGCUUGGACGACUAGCCUAACUAGUAUAGUAUGCAGUCAAAGAAGAUGUCUUAAGAUAUCAUAAAACUCUCCUUGUGUGGACUACAACUGUAGAUAAACACAAGAGAUUAGCUGAAGAGAUGCAUAAGCAAUCUCACUAAAAUGCUGCUAUUGCAGCCAAAUUAAAUGUAGUUAAAAAUGCAUUAACUGAAAUCCUGGCUGAGUCCAAGACUGGCAUGUCUCUAGCAUAACUACCUCUAUAUCUAAGAAGAAAACUUCCAUUUACCCUGGAUCUCAAUGAACUUGGUUUCCCUAAACUCAAAGAUCUGAUUCUUUCCAUGUCAGACCAGAUUAAACUUGAACUCAAAGGUCACAAUCACCCUUUUGCAUACCUAAUAAAGAGUGGAAGAUACGUUCACUCAACAAGUAAUUCUGAUGACUUCAAGAGUAUCCCUCAAAGUAAAACUUUCAUCAAAACUUAACAAUCUCAUAACUCUGAAGAUGUAAAUAUUGGUAGACAUCUAAAAAAUGCAAUAGCCAUUAAUGAAGGAAACAUUAAGAAUGUACUGACAGCAUUUUAUAAUUUGAUGAGAGAAUAUCCUAUUGGUAUAAAAAGUUAUGAAUUGCCGACCAUUCUAUCUAAUAAAAUCGGCUAAAGUUUUAGUUUCAAAGAUUAUGGAUGCCAUUCACUGCUUGAAUUUCUAAAGAAAUAUGUGAUACCCACAAUGGACAUAGAAAUUAUAUCGAGUAGUCCCUAAGAGAAUGAUGCAUAUCUUAUUAGAUCAAAAUAAUUCUUCAUGAAUUAUAACUAUGAACUCGCUUAAAAUCAAAAUAUGAGUGUUUAGAAAAAUGCUACUCAAAUGAACAGUCCUAAGUUCAAUUAAAUUAUUAACACUGGAUAGUAGAACAUUUUCAACCAAAAUUCACAGAAGGAUGAAAAGUAAAUGAACAGGCAGAAUUCAGCCUCAAGCUCUUUAAAUGUCUCAUCUCAAUGCUAUGUCCCUAAUCAUCAAAGUCUUUAUGGAGGUUCAACAUCUGCAAACUCGACUUAAAUUAAUGUGAGCCAUAUAAGAUUCAAUACUGCAGAUACUGCUGAGAUUUAGACUCAUAACUUUGCAAAAAAUGAAAUUCACCCCACAAACGCUAUAAAUGCAAAUCCAUUCUAAAAACCUCCACUACCUCCACCUCAAAUUAAUCAGCAAUUUUCACAAAUCACCUAGUCAUAAUUCAAAAACCAAUUCUAUACCUAGCAAAUCAACAACUAAUAGAGACAAAAUAAUUACAAAACUUAUCCUCCUUUGUAGUUAUAACAAUAAUUUUAGUAGUAGCAACAAGCACAAAAUUUUAUUAGCCACUAGUAAUCACCUUCAAAUACUACAACAUUUUCACUUUAAAGUUAUAAUCCUCCAUAAAAUAAUUUUCCAAAUCAAGUGUUACCAGGCUUUUUCCUAUCUCCGAGUCAUUUAUAGCUCAACAAAAAUAUGGAUUUGAUGUCUCAAAAUGCAAUGAUUAACAAUAAUUCACCUCUACACAGCAGAGCUAUAUCAUUCAACAAUUCUGCUUAUGGUGCUUCAGGAAAUAAUAUCUAAAGUACAACAUCAAAGAGUGUAUCUUAAGAUUAUACAAAUUCAAUGCAAUCACUAGCUUACCCUCAUUCCAUGAGUCUAAAAUAAUUAAAUAUGCAAAAUAUUGGUUAAAGUUAGAGUGGAUUUGCUACACCAUAGACCUAAUUGAACAUGAUAAGUAAUUUAAACUUUCCAAACAAAGCAUUUGGUCAAAGAUAAAAUCAAGAUUCUAUAUUUGGUUCUCCUAUCCCAAACUCUUUUCAAUUUGACUCACUCAAUGGAGGAAAGUAUGAAUCAAGCCCACCUUAUAAUCAAGAUGAAGAUGAUAGCAAUUUCAAUCAACAUAAUAUCAAAUUCAUUGAAAAAUUAGUGUGCGAUGAUGACAUGGAUUUCAAAUCUGGUGAUGAGUAAUCUAGCAUGAGCAUUUAAUCUCCACAGCUUUCUGCAGUAGCAACUAAUGGACUUAGAGUGCCAAUUUCUAACUUCUAAAAUUCUGGCCCUGGUCUUACUCUUAAUCAAACAAGAUCACUAAAUUAAAGUCAGUAAAAGAAAAACUGGGGAUCAGUAGAUAUAAAGAAUCAAGGAGGUGGUUCUGUCAACAGCUCUUCCCAUAAAUAAUUAGGAGGAUCCUAAAUGCAAUCAAGUAACUCAUGCAAGAACAUUGUAGGAAACCCGAUCAUAGAAGGGGGUAGCACAUCAUCAGAUGAAAAUAAAAGACCAUCAACUGUUUUAGAACAAAAGACUGAGGAAGAUGCUGAGGAUAACACAGCCUCAUAACAAAAUCUGAACUAGAGAUGGAGUCAUCUGCAAAAUAGCAAUCAAUUGAGCGAAGAUGAAAGCAUCUGGUCGAACCCUCAAAAUUAAUAGUAGGAUUCAUUAUGGACCAAGGAUGUUAAUCUCUUCAAGGAAUGA